GUUAAGAAUCAGUAUAGUAUCGAUAUUUCUAUUGAUUUACAAAUUAGGUAGUUUUUGUCUUCAUUUUACCACUGGAGAACCUUUAAUUAAGACUGUCCAUAAACUAGCAGGAACAUCCAAAGUUUGAAUAACAAAGCCAUAGACGUACGGGACAAAGCGGACGUUUCAUAUAGGUAUUUCAAAUAAUUCAUUCAAAAGUAUUAAUGUACUUGUUUUAAAUCAAGGUGUGCCGCGAGGCUCACCUUAUGCACCCCCAUAGGUGCGUUAUAAUAGCUAUUGCUUAGCAAAUAAAGCGACUAGAUCCUAGAAUAUCCUUCAAAUCCUGUUUUGCAGAAUGCUGCUUAGUGAUAGAAAGACAUUGGAUACCAGCCCACCUAAUUGGACUUCUACAUACGACAACUAUCUAAGUAGCUAUAAACCGAUAAAAAUACGUAAAUGUAAACCAUGAACAGUCAAGAAAUAUUGUUCUUAAUUAACAUAAACAGCGAGAAAACAAGUUUUCUUCGAGUCAGUUCAAAACAAGUUGUGGUUUGAAACGCAAGUGUAUACUUAAAUACAUAAAAUGUCGUUUGAUAACUUAAGCGAGAGAGAUAAGGCUGUGCUGAGAAGCAUCUUCGACCCGACGGUGACCAUCGGCGAUGUGGCGGACGACGGUGACCAGUUCGAAGAUGAUGAUUUACCUACAGCUUCUGAGGAAUCCAAAGCUCUCUGCGCGAAAGGAGCUAAACUGGCUGAGGCGGGAAAAUUACAAGAAGCAUUAGAGGUUUUAAACAAAGGAGUAGAAGCUGCUCCAGACGCGGCCGCUGCGUACAACGACCGAGCGCAGCUGUUACGGCUUAUGCAGAAAGAUGAUGAUGCAAUGCGUGAUCUAGACCGUGCGCUCGAGUUAACCAAAGGACAGAAUAACCGCGCACGCGCACUCGCGCUGUGCCAACGAGGCGUGCUCUUGCGCAAGCUGGGCAAGGACGACGGGGCAAGAGUAGCCUUUGCUGAGGCUGCUAAACUGGGCAGCAGUUUUGCUAAGAAACAGGUGGUCGAAAUGAACCCGUACGCUGCUCUUUGUAACCAGAUGCUGAGUCAAGUGAUGAGGGGCGAGACAGAAAUCAAAUUGUAAAUUGUUGAAAUAAUUAGAUAUAAGAAAUGCGCUGAGCAAUGUCCUCAAAAUUUAUUACUGUGGAAAAAGACCGAAAGAUUGUGUUUCAAUCACUAAUCCGAAUACUAUGAAAGUAACCUACCGACCGCACUUUCGCUCUAUCUCUCUUCCACUGUGCUUGAUAAGUAGGUAUUCGUUAUUGAGUGUCGUAAAGAAGGUAGUAUAAAUAAAACAACAAAAUCUAAUGGAUUAGAAAUUUAUAUUGUUGAGUACAAUCGAUAUUUACUUUCGAAAAAACUCCAUUCUACAUCGGCGGGCGCGCCGCCUCUCUCGCUCCGUGGUGACCAUCGCUUCCAAAUCGAAAAAUGACAAUGUUACAUUUUGAAAAUGACGAAUUUAACGCUACAAAUCGAAAUACUGUUUACUACUCUAACAAUAUUAAUAGAAUAUGCAAUAAAAUCUCAAAUAUAUCGUUCCGUGCGGAAAUUUCAAAUAACGCUUUGGUAAGAAAAAAUUUACGCACAAACCGAUACACGCUUUAUUAAAAUGGUUAAAAUUCAAUUUUUAUUAUUAAAAUACACGUGUGAGACGAUUGCGAUAGAUUAAAAAUAAAUUAGGAAAGUGCACUUUUGAUGGAUCUUUACAAAAUGGCGUCGCGUUCAGGUACAGUGAUGGGUUUUUCUUGAAUUUCAUGUAAAUUUGGAAACUAAUAUAUGUACAUGUGAUGUUUUUCUUUACC
Manduca sexta (tobacco hornworm) is the source of this 1832-nucleotide messenger RNA. RefSeq names its product tetratricopeptide repeat protein 36. Gene Ontology annotation, biological process: cilium assembly. Gene Ontology annotation, molecular function: protein binding. The coding region runs from base 563 to 1114 and encodes 183 amino acids. The record is from RefSeq and is a predicted model, not a curated record. The transcript is spliced from 4 exons. NCBI's taxonomy places the organism in Eukaryota, Metazoa, Arthropoda, Insecta, Lepidoptera, Sphingidae.